Messenger RNA from Zeugodacus cucurbitae (melon fly), 3206 nucleotides. Its product is annotated as protein toll-like. Gene Ontology annotation, molecular function: transmembrane signaling receptor activity; protein binding. The coding region runs from base 520 to 3126 and encodes 868 amino acids. The transcript is spliced from 2 exons. NCBI's taxonomy places the organism in Eukaryota, Metazoa, Arthropoda, Insecta, Diptera, Tephritidae. Gene Ontology annotation, biological process: innate immune response; toll-like receptor signaling pathway. Gene Ontology annotation, cellular component: membrane. The record is from RefSeq and is a predicted model, not a curated record.
ACUGACAGACGGUCAUAAUUGGAGGUCAUAAGUGGAGGGUAUAAAAAAGCUAUAUCAUGAAAGCGCACCCAAAUUAACUAGAAUCAGUUGAUAAAUUCAAAGAAGCAAAUUCAGUUUUGGCCUUUGUUAUUGUUUGCAUAAAUUUCAAUGUCGAACAAUUUUCGAUUUGCCUAUCGAUAUAUGAGCGAUUGUUUAAAAUUUAUUAUCGAUAUACUAUCGAUUACUCAAAAAUAAUUUUAUACAUUUAUUAAAUAUUGCCUUAAAAUAAAAAUAAUAAAAAAGACUGAGAUAUGAAAUAUAAAUUUUAUAAAGAGCCCAGCAACAACAAGUCUGCAUAUUAGUGUUUGCGGUUUUCACAAAUACUUUCCAUGAUAAGACAUUAAAGAAUGUUUUAAAUGUGUUAAACUCCCAUACUUUACAACUUAUUAUUUAGUAUUUCGUUCGGUUGCUGAUCCUAAAGGUCUAUUUCGUGUGGAGGAAGAUUAAAUAUCAAACUUAAUUAAACUAAAACUAUUAAAUAUGUAUAUAAUACUCGCCUAUAUACUAAGUGGUAUAAUCUUAAACAACCAAGUGGUGUCUGUGCUCGCUGCCGAAUUGAAUUUUACCGAACCCGAAUCGUAUGAGAGUGAGUAUUGCCCUUCGUAUACAGGAAUCAACUGUUACUGUUAUUACAUUAUCGAAUGUAAAGUUAACGACGAACUAGGUGAUCUUUACGUUAGCUUAGAUUCAAAAGGGCACCAAUUGUUAGUGGUCUGUCCAAAAGACACAAAACUAAGUAUCAAUUUGCUGCACAAUUCAAGUUAUUUGGAAGAGUUGAAUUGCAACAAUAUCUAUACGGAAAAUAAUAACGAACAACAAGUAAUAGACAUAAAUGAAGCGAAUAAACUAACGCUGAUCUACAAUUCGCGAAUUGCAGUUGCCGAUAUUGAAUUGAGAUUUCAAAACCUUCUUCAACUACAAAUCAUUGUAAAAUCCACAGAGGACAUUGACUUUACACCAUUUGAAUUCGAUUUUAUAGAUUCAGAAACGAAAGUUCUUCCGCUUUAUGUACAAAGUACAAUGAAUAAGCGCGACUUGACGAGGGAAUAUUUUAGAAACUUUACCGAGAUUCGGCGGCUGGACUUAGUCGGAAGCAAUAUGCCAGUGUUGGACGCAAAUCUCUUUGAACCACUUACUCAAUUAAAUUGCCUCAAUUUGAGCAGCAAUAAAAUUAGUCAAUUGCCACCGAAACUAUUUGCAAAACAGCGUAAACUUAUAAUACUGGAUCUUAGUUGCAAUUUAUUGACCCAUCUACCGCCAGAACUCUUCAAAGAAACAGUUUUUCUAUGGCAGUUGAAACUGAAUGGCAAUCGUUUGCACCACACCGAAAAUCUUAUGGCAACUUUAAGGCCGUUACAUUACCUGCAUUGGCUAGACUUAAACAUGAACAAGCUGCAAAAUAUUUUUUGGGGCAGAUUGUCAACAAAUUUCAAUGACGAUAUACCUCUUGAUUUAGAGCAAUAUCUCGAUCACAACAGCAUGUUGCAACUUAAAAAUUACACAGGAAACCAAAAGCUCAAUUUGAAGGUAAUCGAUUUGAGACACAAUCGUCUGUACGAGUUUGAUAUGGAACGCUUCAGUAAAGUCGGCAUUAAACGCGAUUUUAUCCUAAACUUAGCGCACAAUUCCAUUAAAAGCAUAUACACCUUAAAAAAUUUACCAAAUACAACUGACGAUUUAAGCGAAAUCAAAAUGACCGGCAAUCCCAUCGUGUGUGAUUGCAGCUUAGCGUGGAUUUACAAUUCCAAUUAUCGCGCGCUUUUUCCUGAUUUACAGUGUAAGCAGACGUCAAAUGAACUACUAAUGGAUGUCGCACAGUUACGACGCGAUGAGCUGUGCGCUUGGCAACCGAUAUUUUGUCCCACAAACUGCGACUGUUACACACAAUCCGACUUGCUGACCAUCAAUUGCAACGGUAGACACCUCGACGUUAUCGACAAGCUGCCACGCCCCGAACAAGUUAAUCGCACGAGUUCAAUACUCGAUACUAGUGUUAAUCAACUGACUGUUUUGCCGCCAAACACCACCUUCGGCUAUGCCAACGUUACGCAACUCAACGCCUCGUAUAAUCGAAUCACAAAUGUCAGCAUCUUCCAACUGCCCACCAAUUUAACAAUUUUAGAUCUACGUAGUAAUCGCCUAAAAACUUUAAGCGCUGACUUGUUACGCGGACUUCUCAAUGACAGUGACAAACUACAGUCUUUGUAUCUGAGUGAGAAUGCUUGGAGGUGCGAUUGUGCUGAGCAGCAUUUAUUGUACACCGUACGCGCACAAAGGUUACGGAUACCCGAUGUCGAACUGCUACACUGUGAUAAUCUAAAGAAUGUUACACUGCUCACCGCAAAUGUGGACGACUUGUGCCAAGCUGUUGAACGUUCGCCGUAUUUGACCGCAAGUAUCAUAACCACAGCAUUAGUCAUUAUUAUUUCUCUUCUGCUUGUCGCAUUAUUUUAUAAAUAUAAUUUGGAAGUGAAAGUCUGGUUACAUGCUCACAAUAUAUUGACUUGUUGUAUACAUGAAUCAGAAUUGGAUAAGAAUAAAAAAUUCGAUGCUUUCAUAUCGUAUGCCCAUCAAGAUGCUCAUUUUGUCAACCAUACCCUACUGCCGCGACUUGAAGAGUGCGAAGAUCCACCAUUUCUCAUUUGCACACACGAGCGUAACUGGCUGCCGGGUGCCUAUAUACCGGAACAGAUUAUCGAAUCGGUCGAUCAGUCGCGUCGUACGAUCAUAGUGCUGUCACAGCACUUCAUCGAAUCGGAUUGGGCGCGCAUGGAGUUUCGCACAGCGCAUCAGAACUCAUUGAAUGAAAGUCGUACGCGCUUAAUUCUUGUGAAAUACGGUGAAAUUACGAACAGCGAGUUAUUGGAUAAGGAAUUGAGGGCAUAUUUGCAGAUGAACACAUACCUGGAUUGUGAAGAUCCCAGAUUUUGGGAAAAAUUACGCUAUGCCAUGCCACAUAAAUCGGCGGAUAGAGAACGGAAUACCGAUAUGCUGGAAGUAAAUGGACGAAUGUAUGUUAUGGGACAAGAAGAGAAACUUGGUCAAACCGUGGACUCAUCUGUAUACAAUACAUUUGUAUUCUUAUAAUUUAUAUAAUCAACUUUAUUGUAAAUUUUAUGAAGAAAUAUAUAGCAUUUAAAUAAACAUUUGAGUAAAUAAGUAACGAA